This is a messenger RNA of Pseudomyrmex gracilis, 880 nucleotides long. RefSeq names its product ankyrin repeat domain-containing protein 40-like. The coding region runs from base 377 to 841 and encodes 154 amino acids. The transcript has 2 exons. NCBI's taxonomy places the organism in Eukaryota, Metazoa, Arthropoda, Insecta, Hymenoptera, Formicidae. The record is from RefSeq and is a predicted model, not a curated record.
AGCGCGUAGUUCGCUGAAAAAUGAAAAGACUGCUCGAAAAGCGGCUUUAAGAAAAGCGACGAUGACACCAAGGCUGUGCAAAUUCUCACAAUUUUAGGUCGUUCACGUGCGCAAAAUCCCGUUGCUGGAUGAUUAUUGUCGUAUUAAGUUUUUUUGACAGUUUUUACGUGACGCCAGCGAAGGUAAUUUUCCUGAUGCGAAUUCACUUAUCUAAUUUUCACUCGACUCACUUUCUCCGCUCGUUUGUUUCGAAAGCUAACGUCUGACGCGUUCGUUCGAAAUACCUAUUCGUUUCAAAUUGAACAGUCCGCGCAUUAUUUUUUUCCCUCACGCUUUCAGAGUGUUCGCGUGAUGCUUCCAAUGUGUAGCUUAAUUUAUGAGUGACAUGUCAUCAUCAAACACCGUCAAGUGCCGGCACGCAGCCAUGAAUCCUUCGGAAGCCAGGAACAACAUUUAUAAUAACGACUGCAGAUCCAAUACAGCUUUUCCAGAUGAAUUGGUAUUGAAAAUCCGAGUUGCCAACACAGCGGAUCCGGAUUUUGUGGAAGUGGAAUUGCCACGCUGCGAGCUUACGUACCAAGCUCUGCUGAGUCUGUGCUGCAACGAGCUGGAGCUCAAUCCGCAUCAAGUUCAAAAGCUACGGAAAUUGCCUAAUACUGUAUUAAGAAAAGACAAGGAUAUUCAGAGACUUCAAGAUUUCCAAGAAAUCGAAGUGGUUGUGGAUGCGACGAACGUCUACAGAAGCAUGCAAAACGCUAACGGAAUCGCCAACAGUUUGCCCGUAUUGCCUGCUAACGGAUAUCAGAGUAUAUCCAAGAAAGAUCAGACCAUCUUGUACUGAUGCACGUUUGUGUCGAAAGAGAAGCCUUCUUUUUUCGGU